Messenger RNA from Clupea harengus (Atlantic herring), 4050 nucleotides. RefSeq names its product artemin (gene artn). NCBI's taxonomy places the organism in Eukaryota, Metazoa, Chordata, Actinopteri, Clupeiformes, Clupeidae. The record is from RefSeq and is a predicted model, not a curated record. Gene Ontology annotation, molecular function: glial cell-derived neurotrophic factor receptor binding; growth factor activity; receptor tyrosine kinase binding.
GCACUGUGCCAUCUCAGGACUUCCCUGGGUCGAUCCGGCUGUAAUCGAGUGUUUGCGUCUCUAAGAGACACUGCCAGUUGUGUGGAACCUCUGUGAGAUCGUACAUGACCGGUAAACGUCUAAUAGCAUUCAGACCGGUUUCAAUUUCAGUACAAAAACUUAACAUUUCACCACUCUGUCAAAGGGAGGAAAACUGAGCCAAGGAGAAUCACUCGCUGUGGGAGCUUCGGCAAUAGUCAUGCUAAUUAGGCUAUCAUUGGCAACCUGUACACUUUGUGUUGGAUCAUGUGAUACAAACUGGAAUUUGACACCUGGAGGGGUUCGACACAUCUGUAUAUGGCACUGUACUUGAUUUGACACAAAGGUGCAGGGAUUUGGUCGAGGAGGACAAGACUUUGGAACUGGAAGCUUCUUCAAGACGUUGGGCUACCUACCUGUUUCACUGUUCCAGUGUUUCCAGCCUCUGUUACAAAACGCAGCAGUCUCUCCGCGUCCACAACAUUGUACGGGGAGAAACGCAGGGAGACACAACCUGGGUCCAGACGACUCAAGACAACUCUCAAGUUUUCAAGACCAUGUGGCUGCUGUCUUCUGACUGAAACUCGGAUUCCGAAAAUUAUGCUACUGUAUUUUAGAGACAAAUCGAGGCAAAGUCUACAGUGGAAUAGCGUGCCGUCACCUUUGGAUUGUUUUCAUCUGUUAAGUGCUUCUUAACUCAUUUCGCACGCGCACGUCCAUGAUCGGAGAGGUUGUCCAAGUCAGAAAAGAUGGCAAAAGGUGGCGGAGGCAGGAGGUUCCUUCAAUGUCAUCUGUCCAGUGUCACCUGAGAACAUGGAGGGUGAUGCUAUGGGUGCUAGCCUCCCUGUUGGCCCUUGUUGAUGGAUCUGUCGCUGGGAGGGACAGAGAGGAGUCUUUGCCAGCGAUACUUAGAAGCUCAGAGAGGAUGGCAUGGUAUCCAACCAAUCACCCACAGGCACAGGAAGAGGAGGAGGAGACUGAUGACCCCACUUCCUGGGCUGGGCUAUUUGAAAGUCCUUCACUUCUGGAGGAGGCCGAAGAUCACCAAAGGCGAUGGCAGCGUUCCCCCUCCGACCCGGCAUCCCAGCGUUCACGGAAGAACCGCGAAAGGAAGGAAAAGAUCCGAAAAGGAAGAAAAAACAAAGACCGUCCAGACUGCCACAUGGAGAGGAAGGAGAUGCGCGUGCGUGACCUGGGCUUCGGCUUCGACUCGGACGAGAUAGUGGUCUUCAAGUACUGUGUGGGCACGUGCAUGAGCGCGCGCAAGAACUACGACCUGGCCCUGAGGCACCUGAUGGAGAACGGCAGCAUCCCAAGCCGAAAAGUGAGCUCCCAUCCCUGCUGCCGACCCACUCAUUAUGAGACGGUGUCCUUCAUGGACGCCCAGACCUCCUGGAAGACCAUCAAGCGCCUGUCCGCCGCCAACUGCAGUUGCGUGGGAUGAGAGACGCAGAGGCAGCCAGACAGCCGGCAAACCAAAAAACCCUGAAUCUAAAUCAGAAGCUCCAGGAACGAGAGGAAACUGGAGAAUGAGAGGCCUGAGGUGUGGCGAUGACGUGAACCACGGUGUGGAGGUGAGGGAAGUCUUCUGUCUCGGUGACGUGAAGUGACGUGAUGUGGUGUGACGCGAGAGGCCCUGCUUCUCCAAAAGUGAGAGCGUCGCACUGAAGUGGAGUGGAGAUGAAGCGUAAGGCGACGUGGACACAAAGGAAAACCAUGCUGCCAGCCAUAACGACAACCAAAGGCAUCUCUGUUCAACCACAGGCCCAGGUUUUCCUCAGUCAUAAGGUCUGAAAGGGGAGCAUGAAAGAGGUAGUGAGCACAGAGUAUCCGACUUUGUGGAUAAGGAGCUCUGGUAUAGGACAUCACUUUUUUUGUUUUUUGGUGGUCUUCAUGUGCCUUUAGCAUCAUGUGUAGCCACAGAAUGGUUCUCUAGUUCCUGACACAUCAGCUGCCAUGAAGUUAAACAAGGACAGGAGAACUGUGGGCAUUACAAUGAAUUUCGAAGACCAAAAACUUUUGAACAUUUGAAACAUUGAAAUGAAGCAAAGUUGGGGUAAUUGCAUUUAUCAGACCAAGAAUUUUUGGUGUGGUGCGUGUGUAUGAUUCCUUCAAUGGCAGCUCUGUCACUAAUAGGUCACGAGAGGCCGUCAUACAAAGAAGCCAAGAGUAAGUCUGCCUUUUCCUUUAGACGUUUCGGAGAUGACUUCUGAUCCCCCCCCCAUUGAAUAAGUGGUCUACUGAAUGACACACUCAGCCCCAGGAUCGUGGUCUAACCAAGCAAGGACUUUGAAGCAGACUUCCUGAAGUUUGAACUUUGACUGACCCAUGUCUCUUUUUGUUUGUAUCACGGUAUGGAUGCAUAUCGGUUUAUAUAGGGUUCUUCUUACUUACUUUUAUCAUAGCAUAUCAAUGAAAUGACCAGUCACUUUUGGCAUAAUCAGAAGAUUAGCCCUAUACAUAUGGUGACAGACAGAAACACUAAGUGGCACAGGUGUAUGGCCUAAGCUAACUGUCGCUAGUUAUCUUAAUCGGUCAAGGGGACUAUCAUUUUAGGCCACAUAAUGCCAAGCACACAGAGACUGCAAUUACUGUGAUUUUCUCCAUUCAAACUUCCAUGAAGACUUUAACCAUUUAGAGCAUUAGUCCCUUUGUGCUUUGAUCUGUUUCUUUUCUUGUGCAGCAGUCAGAGUUUGAGAGCAGUUUACAUCAAAAGGCUAGCUUUGUUUCAAGUCACCCCGGACGGGUUAUGCAGGGUUUAUUUGCUUUCAACUGAUGAAUUCUGCGAGACACUUCUUCAUUAUUUGACCUAACUAGUUUACAUGUCCGUAAACGAUCUUGUUGACAGCCUUUCAACACAUGAUUUAUUAGAGGUUCUCAGCGGGGAACAGUUUAUCAGUAAUGAUCUUGAAUCUCUUUUUGCUGAAGGUUUAUUUGAAGUGAGGCACAUGUGUGUAACAAAGGGGUUUUAAAGAGGCCACUGGACAUCUUGUAAACCUAAAGGAAAUGUAUUAGCUCUGGGGCUGUAUGUCUUUGCGGAGAUUAUAAUAUCUCUUCCAUGUUAAGGCCUCAUCUCUAUUUUAAGCUUGUACGUGCUUGAGGUAGUAUUCAAUUUAUGACAUGAAUGGCCCGUAAUAAUCCAAAAGCAUUAUCACUUGACUACAGUCAUGUUGCAUGAGAAUAAAGGGGACGAAAACAUGCAAGGAGAAAUUGUUACCUGUCUGGAAUUUCACUGGCUACCCAGUAACCUUUUGACCUUGACCACAUCUCUGAUCCCCCUGUUGCUGUUCAUCUUUUGAAAAUUAGCCAGGCAAAUCUAUGACUGUUGCUGUUUCCAUGAACUUUCACUUAAUAUUCACAAUGUCUUUUUAUCGGUUUUAUCUCGUGUAUGUUUGUCUGUAUAUAUUCAGUUUAUUUCUCAGGACGCUACUGUAACUCAAUGUCAUUGUUGACCAUAAUAUCACUUAGAUACAUAUUGACCUCAUAUUUUUUUUGUAUUAGGAGAUCAGGUGGAGAUUUCCCUUUCAUUGAAGAGUACAAAAAGACAAUCCAUUUCGUGAACGAUUUUUAUUGAAACACAUGUCUAUUCGUUUUUUUCCCCCCGGAGCUGUGCCUUACUCCGAGGCUUAGAGGCUAGGCUGUUUGUUCCGGUUGAGUGUAUACACUUGCUUACUGUGGAGCUCCUUCUAGUACACACAGGAGGUGGCUGGUGCAGGUCUGCUGCAGAAGGAGUAUUCAGUCUUCAGCCCUGAGGGAGGUUCAUGUUUGAUUUUUUUUCUCUCAUGUAAAUAAGUCUGUCAUUCUUAAUGAGAUAACUCCCCCAUUAGAUGCUAUGCAUCUCUUCGCCUUAUUAUGCUACUGGGGGAAGUAUUUAUUGCUGUUAAGUUAUUUAUUUAUUAUGGUUUUGUAUUGGACUUGUUCUUACAAACAUCAGAUGUCUAUUAUUUAUGAAGUGGCCAUGUAAGAUUUGUUAUUCUUUUUUAAAUUUUUUUCAAUGGGGCAAGAUCCUUAUAAAGCAACACUUCCGAAACA